CGGAUAUCUCCGUCUUCGCGCUUCCUUUCAGCUCAACAAUUUCCAAAAGUAUUGUACCUGAGUACCUUUUUACCUUACCUAACCUAACCUACAUUUGAAUGGAUGCAUACCUACAUAAAAGCAAACGGCACUCGGACCAAUAGAAUUAUUCCAUGCGAAUAUAGGUAUGGUAGUACAGAUGGAGGUAGUAAAUGUAUAACGCGGGCGCGGGACGGGCUUCGACGUCAUUUCGCUAAAGCUACACUACACAUGUCAUUCCACCCCAGAUACUGCGACUGGAGACAUUCGUUUUUUUCCCGUGUUUUUUGGAGGUGCCACAGGUCGUAAUUCGUGAGAUUACCAUGCUACAUACAUACCUACCUACCUACCUACAUAUCUAUUUGAAGUAGUGUAUUAGUGGCUGUAAAGAGUUCCGUUAAUUAUUUCUAAACCGAGGCACAUUCAUUCAUUCAUUCUCUCUCUUUCUCUCUCCCUCUCCUCCUAGUGUAAUUCCGCUACGAUCGUCGCUGCAUACAUAAUAUACACACCCUUUUAAUCAUUAUAAUCAUGUCCAUUGGCAUUGCACGUCAAGACGGCUAGCAUGGCAUGUGAAUCCCCCUCCUCCUCCUCCUCCAAACCUAGGGUGACCUUCCUUACUGGUAAACGCCAUCAUAACUAUGGCUUUCCUCCCGAAGCUUUCGAUUAUACGAGACUGCCCGACUUCGAUCGCGAGUUUCUCCCGCCCGAACACCUCGCCGCUUUUGCCGCCGCCUUGAACGCUCCCGACCCGAAUCACGCAUCCGAUGAUACCGCGUCGCCGAAAAGCCCUACUACAAGAAGUACGGGUAGCCUGGAACUAACACGGUCCGGCUCGGUAGCAUCUGCCGAUACUACAGCCCCCCUUUCCGAGGGCGCCGCGACCCAGAAUGGCUCCCAGGGCGGCAUGUUCAUCACGGCGCAGAACGACUGGGCUCCGGUGAACGAAAAAGUAUCUAAACACGGUCGCAAGAAGAAGAGGAAAAAGACGAUGCUAGGUCGUCGCACCGUAGACGAGACUCGGGAAGGUUACCUAUACGGGCUGUUAAAAUGGCCCUUCCUCUUCUUCGUGGGCAUGUGGAUUAUAGGACUAGCCGCAUCAUAUCUAUGGACGCGGUUCUACAUCUUCGUAUACGAGUACUUCAUCGCCUGGAGAGGGACGCGGGAAAAGCUGCGCCAGAACAUGAGAGCCGCUAGCAGCUACCAGGAAUGGGUCAAGGCGGCUAAAGAGCUGGAUGCGUUCCUAGGAAAUGAGCAGUGGAAGGAAAAAGACGAGUUCGCGUACUACGACUCUAAGACGGUCCGGCGCGUCUGGGAGCAACUACGCAGACAUCGGAUAGCCGCCGAGGCGCAGGAAGCAAAACUGGCGCGUGCGCCUGGGUACGAAAAGGGGGACGUGUCUGGGAAGAGCGAACAUCGCAAGAAUAUCGAAGAGCUGAAGGCUUUGACGGAAGCCUGCGUGAAGAAUAACUUUGUUGGAGUAGAGAACCCCAGGCUAUACAGCCAGACAUAUUACGGGACUAAAAACUUGGUUCAAAAUUUUGUGGAUGAAGUGGAGAAGAGCACACGCUUCCUGGUCCAUACCAAGCAACUAUCGUUUGAAGAAAAGCGAGCAGUAUUUAAACGAAUGCACGCAAACUACGGACGCACCGCAUUAUGUCUAUCCGGCGGCGCCUCUUUCGCGUACUACCACUUCGGCGUUGUCAAAGCGCUGCUCGACGCAGACUUGCUACCAGACGUCAUCACGGGCACGAGCGGCGGCGCUCUAGUAGCAUCCCUCGUAGCGACGCGGACUAACGACGAGUUGAAACAACUAUUGGUGCCCGCGCUGUCGUAUAAGAUCAAAGCUUGCUCCGAGCCCAUCAGCACCUGGUUCCCGCGAUGGUGGAAGACGGGCGCGCGAUUCGAUUCUGUCGAGUGGGCGCGCCAGAGUAGCUGGUGGUCCCGCGGGUCGACGACGUUUAGGGAGGCGUACCAGCGCACGGGAAGGAUACUCAAUGUUAGCUGCAUUCCGGCCGAUCCGCACUCGCCGACCAUCCUCUGCAACUACCUCACGUCGCCCGACUGCGUCAUCUGGUCUGCCGUAUUGGCAUCUGCCGCCGUUCCCGGGAUCCAGAAUCCCGUAGUCCUCAUGAUGAAGACCCCAGAUGGGUCGCUUGUUCCGUAUUCGUUUGGCCACAAGUGGAAAGACGGCAGUCUGCGAACGGAUAUACCUAUCAAGGCGCUCAACCUGCACUUCAACGUCAAUUUCACCAUCGUCAGCCAGGUCAACCCGCACAUAUCCCUAUUCUUCUUCUCGUCCAGAGGCACGGUCGGGUCCCCCGUAACCCACCGCAAGGGCCGCGGCUGGCGUGGCGGAUACCUAGGCUCCGCAUUGGAACAGUACGUAAAACUAGACCUAGCAAAAUGGCUCAAGGUCCUUAAACACUUGGAGCUCCUCCCGCGCCCCCUCGGCCAGGAUUGGUCGCAUAUCUGGCUGCAACAAUUCAGCGGCACCAUUACGCUCUGGCCGCGAACGCAAGCCAGCGACUUCCUGCACAUACUCUCGGACCCCGACCCGGACCGCCUGGCGCGCAUGCUGCACGAGGGCCAGCAGAGCGCGUUCCCGAAGCUCAAGUUCAUCGAGAACAGGUUAAAAGUCGAACGGCAGAUCGAGCGGGGCAGACGGGAGACGUUGCCGGGGGUGAGGAGAGACAGCAUCGAGAGUAUCAUCGACGAGGAGGAUUUGAGGGGUUUGCUGAGAGGGACCGGCGGCGGGACUACGGAUGAUGAGACGACGGAGGGGACGGAGGACGUAGAUGAGGAGGCUGUUGAAGACGCUGUUGAAGACGGGGACGACGAUGCGGCGGUUAUAUCUGAAAAUGGGAGGAAUGGGUUGAAGACGGAUUAGAACGUGCCGUGGACUGGUUUUGUGUGUUUUCUUUCUUCUAAUUUGUUUCUCUCGGUCAAGCGUGAGGUUGCAUAGGUUAGGUAGUGUAGGGCAUGUAUACAUAGGUUAGGUAGGUAGGAGUUGGUCGAUGAUUCCCCGUGCCUAGGUUAGGUAGGUAGGUAGGUAGGUUGAGAGAAGUAGACGGGAGAGAGGGAGUGGCUAGGUACCUAGGUAAUUAGCAUUAGUUAGAUUUAGCUGGGGUUCUCUACAUAUCGGAUCUAGGUUAAAGACUCGAAAUCAUGGGAAAUAUCGGGAGUUCAAAUAUAAGGAGUUCUCUCUGUAAUUAGAAAUUAUCCUGGUAAAAGGUAGCUUAGGUAGGCUCUCCUCACCCACCCACCCUUCGUGUGAUAACCUUUCGCCCACCUUGAUGUUAGAUCAGAUCCAACGUUAGUUACCUACCUACCUACCUACCUACCUACCUACCUA
Daldinia vernicosa is the source of this 3370-nucleotide messenger RNA. RefSeq names its product patatin-like phospholipase domain-containing protein. NCBI's taxonomy places the organism in Eukaryota, Fungi, Ascomycota, Sordariomycetes, Xylariales, Hypoxylaceae. Gene Ontology annotation, molecular function: triacylglycerol lipase activity. The coding region runs from base 581 to 2905 and encodes 774 amino acids. The transcript has 2 exons. Gene Ontology annotation, biological process: lipid metabolic process. The record is from RefSeq and is a predicted model, not a curated record.